CGGCGGAGCACGCGUGUGUUCGGACGCAGUUGCGUGAGCGCUUUUUGCUUCCCUUCGUGCGGUGGAGCAAAGCUCGUUCCUCUCCCCACCCUCAGCCGCGCCGGUUUGACGUUUUUGCUCCUGAAGGUUGAAUUGACCAAAGCAAUGGUUAUGGAGAAGCCUAGUCCCCUGCUGGUCGGGCGGGAGUUUGUGAGGCAGUACUACACGCUGCUGAACCAGGCCCCGGACAUGCUGCACAGAUUUUAUGGGAAGAACUCUUCUUAUGUCCAUGGGGGCUUGGAUUCCAAUGGAAAGCCAGCAGACGCGGUCUAUGGACAGAAAGAAAUCCAUAGGAAAGUGAUGUCGCAGAACUUCACCAACUGCCACACCAAGAUUCGCCACGUUGACGCUCAUGCUACUCUGAACGAUGGUGUGGUGGUGCAGGUGAUGGGGCUGCUCUCCAACAACAACCAGGCCCUGCGGAGAUUCAUGCAGACCUUCGUCCUCGCCCCUGAGGGAUCUGUUGCAAAUAAGUUCUAUGUUCACAAUGAUAUCUUCAGAUACCAGGAUGAGGUCUUUGGUGGCUUUGUCACUGAGCCUCAGGAGGAAUCUGAGGAAGAGGUAGAGGAACCAGAGGAAAGACAGCAGACACCUGAGGUGGUACCUGAUGAUUCAGGAGCCUUCUAUGAACAGACUGUCAGCAAUGACUUGGAAGAACAUCUAGAGGAGCCUGUUAAUGAACCGGAGCCUGAUCCUGAACCAGAACCUGAGCAAGAACCUGUCUCUGAGAUCCAGGAGGAAAAGUCUGAGCCAGUAUUAGAGGAAACUCCUGCUGAGGAUGCACAGAAGAGUUCUUCCCCGGCACCUGCAGACAUAGCUCAGACCGUGCAGGAAGACCUGAGGACUUUCUCUUGGGCAUCUGUGACCAGCAAGAAUCUUCCUCCCAGUGGCGCUGUUCCAGUUACUGGGAUACCACCUCAUGUGGUUAAAGUUCCAGCUGCACAACCCCGUCCAGAUUCUAAGCCUGAAUCUCAGAUUCCACCGCAGAGGCCUCAGAGGGAUCAAAGAGUGCGAGAGCAACGAAUCAACAUUCCUGCCCAGAGGGGACCCAGACCAAUUCGUGAUGCUGGUGAGCAAGGCGAUGUUGAACCCCGAAGAAUGGUGAGGCACCCGGACAGUCACCAGCUCUUCAUAGGUAACCUGCCUCAUGAGGUAGACAAGUCCGAGCUGAAAGAUUUCUUUCAAACUUUUGGGAAUGUGGUGGAGUUGCGUAUCAACAGUGGUGGCAAGCUACCUAAUUUUGGUUUUGUUGUGUUUGACGAUUCUGAGCCUGUUCAGAAGGUCCUUAGUCACAGGCCCAUCAUGUUCAGGGGUGAAGUGCGACUGAAUGUGGAAGAGAAGAAGACUCGAGCUGCUAGGGAAGGAGACCGUCGCGAUAACCGCCUGCGGGGACCUGGAGGGCCUCGAGGUGGGCUGGGCGGUGGAAUGAGAGGCCCUCCGCGAGGAGGCAUGGUGCAGAAGCCAGGCUUUGGAGUGGGCAGGGGCCUGGCUCCAAGGCAGUGAACUGCCCUCCACUGAUCGUCAUUCAGCAUACAACUCUUCGCUCCUGCAGAAUGGUGAAUUUCUUCAACCAGCCUUUCACGUCUUGGAGAAUGACAUAGUCUGUUAUAAACUGCUAAAGUUUGUACAACUUUACUUUUGCGUUAAUGGUGUGUGCUCCCUCUCCUUCCUUCUCCCCGUAGUCCUUCACUUCCAAUUUUGUGGAAUGGUGUUUUAGGAGUAUUGGAUUUAUAAAGAAGAAAAAAGACUGAAUUUCCUUGCUUAUACUUUGCAUAUACAGACUGGACUUUUAAAAAUAGCCAUUUCCCCAAAGGAAUGUGUUUUUCUUAUUACUGACAUUUGGUAUGUUUCAUUCAUUGAAAUAUUUCUCAUUUUCUACAUGUUUUCAAAAACCUGAGAUACAGGAUUUGGUAAACAUUAUGAAGGCAGGAAAAAUCCAAAUUGUUUCUUUGAGAUUCAUAACCUUUUUGUGUACAAAAAUUGCCAUUGGAAAAUUUGACGAGUUUGAUUUUUGCUAGUAUGGCUAAUAACUGAAUAAAAGGUGUUAAUAGUUACUUUGUUUUGGUAUGUGAUGACCAACCAAUUCUGAAAAUUUCUACCACUAAAACUUAAAUUGUGAGAUAGGUUUUAACAUGUCUAGAAUGCAAGUGAUUAGCUUUUUCUUGAACUUUUUUUUUUUUUGAAGUAGGAUUUUUUUUUUCAUGUUUAGUUUGUAUUUGUAAAAAAAAUCAAAAAACAAAAAACAACAAAAAAAAAGAAAAACCACAAAAAAACAAAACAAAAAUCCAAAUAACAAAAAACCAGAGAAAAACUGUUGUGCCUUCUCUUUGUUUGCAAUUUUGACAAUUGUUUAAGCAAAAAUUAAAAACACAUACAAAAAAGUAAAUUAAACCAACCAAAAAACCCACCGGAUUGGUUUUUACCAGGUCAGAGUAUGUGGGAAUUCUGGAAUUCUGUUUUCAUCACCAUGUAUGUCUUCUGUUAAUAUUUGUUAUGCCUUAUUCUAAAAUGGUCUCAAACUGGAAUGCUUUUGGGGACAAAUGUUUCUAUAGAGUCCUUUGACAUGAAUAGUUCUGCAUUUGUAUUAAGUUUUAUUUUGAUAUCUAACCAGAUUCUUAAUCAUAGCCCAUAAGAAGGAAUUUGACUUUAGUGUUGAACUUUGCUGAUACAUUCAAGUGUCUACAAUUUUUUUUUCUGAAAUCAUAGCCAUAUGGUAAAUUUUCUAUUUUGUUAAGGUUCCCUUAUUGAUGGACAUGCAGUGGGUAUUUCUUGGAAACGGCCAAUUUUUAUUAAAAUAUUUCUGGAAGAAAAUUUAUUCUGGUAAUAUAGACUAAUACUCGUUUCGCACGCAUACUCUUGCUGAGUGUUGUGAGCUGGGUGAAGGUUUUGUUUUCACAUAUGUGAGACAAACCUUUGUGUGACUGAUAACUAAUGGCAGGGGCAGUCAGGUUGUCAACUUAAUUUCUUAACAGUGUUCAUUUGUAGGACCAUCUUGAGGACUAGUAUAGAAAUAGGAAUGCUUUGUUUUAUAUUUACUCAGAGUCUAGGUUGGCCAGGAUUGGGGUGGGGUGUGGGUUAGCUAAGUUUAAGUUUUAUAUUACCAGUUUGGUCCUAGUAUUUCAAAUGUCUUGGAAAAAAAAAAUGACUAUCUUCUGCAUAUAAAGAAACUUAGGUGACUAAGUCUUGUGGCUAUUUCUGGGUCAGUCAGUAUAUAUAUUAUAUUUUAGCAUUGAUAGUCCAAGAUGAACUUCAUUUAAAAAGCUUAUCAAGUUUUUGCCUUUGGGUCAGUUUAAAUAAUUAUUUGGUAAUCACUUCAUGUGACCCACAGCAGUCAUAAUUUGAAGAUAGCUUGCACUUUUGUAGCUUACAUUAAGCUUGUUAUGAAAAGAAAGCUCACCUGAAUUCCCUUUGAGAAAACAAUAAGUGGCAGUAACUUUAAAAUCAUAAGAAAUUGUUUUACAAAUAAAUAUCAAAUCAUACAUGACAAAUUGGUUUCUCUUAGAGGUUUAAAGUGCUUUCUAAAUGCAGAAAUUCUCAACUCAUGGUUAAUAUUUUCUAGAGGGUAUGUGGAAAUUCAUGAGAUUUGAAGUUGGGCAUGACUGUAUCUGGCAUUCGUUGGAUUGAGGCCAAGGUGUAUUCUGUAGAAAUGACACAAACCCUUUUCAGAACUCGUGGCUGUGGGUGGGUAGAACAGUCCAGGUAGGUAAAUAGAAGUAAUUUUUUUGAAUUUCUCCUUAGAAGUAAUUUAAUUCUUUUGAAAUUUAACUUCAGAAAUAAUUAGGAAAUGGGGGUCUCAUUAUAGUAACAUUCAUCAACUCUUACAUAGUGAAUAGUCUUUUUCAUAGUUUUGCAGUGUGUGUAUGUGCAUGUAUGUGUGUUUAAAUGUGAAGAAGCAGUAGUAAUAUAUGCCAAAAGCUGCUUAUGAGUUAAUGCAGGGAAUCGCUGCAUAAUCAGAAAAGGUUUUCUAGUAAUCACAUGUCAUUGUUAGAGUUAGGAUGAACAUAAGGGUUUGAAUACUGAGAUUUCUCAUACUCAACACCAUGAAGAAUCCUGGUGCCAUGUGUCACAUUGUUGCACAAAGAAAAAAAACAUAGGAACUGAGUGAUGCAUAUAAUCAUGUAGCUGUACAGUCAAAGCAAGACAGCUCAUCCCCAUGUUGUCAUAUUUUAACAUGCAGUUUUUCAGAGUAAGGUCUGAGCUUAAAACUCUUGAGCCACAAGUAAAUUAGAUGUCAUCCCCAGAACAGUACUGGCAGACACUUUAUGCAUCUCCAGAGCUUUUACAUAGCUAGGCCUUUCAGUCAUCUGCAUGGCAAGGACUGUGUUGCUCCCAAAUUGACACUUUUUCUUCAAGGAUCAUAAUGGCUGCCUGCCCAUUUAUAUUUCGUUGACAUUUAGUGAGUAGGUUUUUACCAUAAUGAAAGAAUUGCUUGGAGACAUUAGUCUGGAAAGAAAGGUUGGCAUUACUGUUCAUUAUUUGAGCAAAUGAGAUCAAUAACUUGGAGUUUUGUAGGUCUCCUUUCGCUUGCAUGUUGUGUGUGAUAACAAAAUGGUAGCCAGUUGUUUUCUGGUUUGGUAAGCAUUUAGUACAAGCCUGACUUCUAGCUGUGGAUAGCAGUAUUUUUAUGGCAUAACAGGUGACUUGAUAGGAGUUUUGUGCCAUCCCUGAUACUUUUGUUCACCCCUAUAUGUGAAAACAUUUAGUGGAAAUGGCACUUUUAUGGAAAGCAACUUGUAAGGCUAUGGUAAUGUUUCUGUGAAGUUUGGCUUGUAGACCCCCUGUUUAUGCUGGGUGGCUUAAUUUUUUUUAGUAGUAACAUUAGAUCUACUGAUGAAAAAUUUCAUCUUGUAUUUCAGUUUAUUUUGGGUGCUACUUCAAAGAAUUUCUGUAGAACCCCAUGCAGAUAAUUGUUGGCCCUUUAGCUCAACAAUUUUAAUCUGGUGGAAGAAGCAAGAUCAUCAACAUUUGGUUGAAUAUGGGGUUUUAACUAAGUUUCUAAUGUACCAAAAGAGAGGCAGUGGAAAAUUGGGUAACUUUUUAUAGAUGUUUCAGAAACUUAGGCCUAGGAAUGGGUCGGUGAAGUACAGGCUCUUGGUGCUAGAUGACAAAAGUUUAAGGGUUUUUCCUUUUAAGAUACUAAUGUGUCUGGCUUGUAUUCUGGGGACUUUGAGGCUUUUGAACUGGUUCUAUAGUUGACUGUAGCAAAGAAGUGGUGGCUCAGGAGGGAAAACAUUUCUCUGUAUCUAUUUACAUUGUUAUAAGUGGAUACGUAGACUAGAAUAGUCUCAACAUGAUCUGGUUGAGGAAGAAGAUGAAGGAGCACCUGAAACCCUCUAGCCAGUUUGGGUUUUGAAGAUAACUUGUAAGGUGAUAAGAAGCAAGGCGAUUCAAUUUCAUGUGACUUGUUCAGAGAAGUAUCCACUUGAAUCCUAGUUGCUUUCUGUUAGUUUCCUGUAGGAAGAGGAAGGUAAUGCUGAUAGUGCAUUUCAUUGUUAAUUCCUAAACCAUGUGAUUAGGUCAGUUAUAGAAAUCUAUUUGAUUAGUAUUUAGAAAUGUGGCCGGUAUCCCAGGUUUGUAGGGGUCGUGCAUAUAGUGAAUUUUUCUAAAAGACAAAGUUAAGAAUUUUUACAGAAGUUUAUUGUCAAAUUUAAUAUUUUUCAGGAAGCUACUUAUGGGAAGAUUGCUUAUUUUUUUGGUAACAACUAGAGGGAGGAUCAUAACCUAUUUAGCCUGGACAUAAUAGCUUUUAACAGUUGAUCUAAUUAAAACUGUUACUGAAUUCCCCGCCCCUCUUCUCCCUUUGAUGUCACCUGUGUGACUUUGGAUAUGUUUACAUGUUAACAUUUUGUGACAAAGAUUGUAUAUACACUGUGAUUUGGUCUCUAGUCGAAGACAUACCGAGAUGUUGAUGUAGGAUGUAGGGAUGGAGAAAGGACUUUUUUUAAAGCAUUUUGUGCACACUUAAUAAAACAUUUUAAAAUAAGUUUCUUAUGGUAGAAAUUAGGUUUUGAAAGGGUAGAAGUAGACUCUGGCUAAAUGAGUAGGAGUUGUAUAAUUUAUAUGGAAAGCCUUUUUUUUUUUUUUUUUUUGAAAAGACAUUUUUAUCUUCCCACUGUUACACUAGCAAUAGGAGAUAGAAUUCUGCUAAUUUGAGGGUCAGUGCUGGAAAAGACUGAGGGGGUUUGUAAAGCAUCCCUUCAUUUUACAAAAGAUGAAGAUGGCUCGGAACAUGAGCACAGUCUCACAGCUGCUUGCGAACAUAACAGGGGAGCUUCUGGGGUCAGCAGUCUGGCUUGGCAUUAGGAAGGAAGGCCAGAAGGGAAGCCACUACAUUUUUGUUUGCUUACUCUUGCUGCCUUGGUUCUCUAGUUGAGUCUUGACACAUAGAUUUUUCUGUGUUUGUGCUCAGCUCUCUCUUGGGACAGUAACUUGACUGCCCUCAGGGAUGGAUGGACUCAGCCAUCAGAAAGCUAUUGGAUAUCCUCAUGUGUUACCAGCUAUGAUUGUCUUGUACUUGCUGUGGCAUCUUGCAUUCUGUACUCUGGCGUUGUUACCACAGUAAGCUCUGAGGUGGCAGCAGCUUGGUCUUAGGAGGCAUGUACCCUCUUUAGUGCCUGCAGUGCCGUGUAUGUAGCCAGACAUUGCUGAUUCCCUGGCUUCAAGUGCCUUCUCUUUCCAGAAGACAAACUUGAAUCUGCACCUUCAUUUUCAGUCUCUUUGCCUCUGAAUUGUGUUUUUAUGAAAUACUUGUCUUGCCUCCUAACAAAAGAUAUACAGCAGGAAUUGGGUGGUCCUCUUUUAGGGUUGGAAUUUAUUUGAAGGGAGGAACACGUUUAUUUUCACAUACUUCUGGUCUACAUUGUCCUGUCUGUUGAAGGCUCUGUCCUGACUUCCAUGUUUAAAACUGUUCCUUGAGCACUUGAUAACUUUUUCAUAGUUCUUAGCCUCGCUUUCCACCUUAGAGUUGGGAUUAUGUUACUUGUUUUGCUACUUUCUUGGACUGUAAGCUCCUAGCGGACAAGGGCUCGGGGAAUGUAUUCAUGUAUUGUACUGGAAAGUACAGUUACUGUCCUGGAGUUACUAAGUGAUAAUUUAGUAGAUCAAAUAGCAAUGUCAUUUUCUGUUUCCAGUCUCACAAAGGAAGCCUAUCUAGACACAGGGCUUAGUUGAGGAAAUAUUAGCAACUAUGAAUUUCAGUGGAGGAUAUUUUGGAAAAAUUUUAGUGCAGAGGCAAAGUUGGUGAGGAAGUUACUAGUUUGAGGUACUUCCAACCCUGAUGUGAGUAAUCAGCUCUUUGUUACUGAUUUGUGCUGAGUAUGUCCCAGGCACUUGCAAAAUUUCCUGUGAGAUUUUUAUUUAUGUUCACAAACCUAUCCCCUUCAUUGCUCUUACAUUUGAUAAUAUCACCCAUACUGCAAGUUCAAGUCACCUGCUUUUCUUUUUGUAACUCCCAUGUCGAGUCUCAGCUAAGUCCUGUCGGUUCUACCUCAACAGUCUUUACGUCCCGCCUUACCUAGGCUAGGUAAUUUCAAUAGGCUGUCACCUACACUUUACCUCUUGGUCCAGGUCUGAUCAUGUAUCCCACAUGUGUUCUAUCUCCUCUACUAGACUGUAAGCUCCCGAUGGGCAGGAUCUGGGUCUGAGUCUUCUUUGUACCUCCCAUAGCAUCUUACCAAUAAAUAUUUCUUGAAUGAA
This is a messenger RNA of Ochotona curzoniae (black-lipped pika), 7734 nucleotides long. RefSeq names its product G3BP stress granule assembly factor 1 (gene G3BP1). Gene Ontology annotation, cellular component: ribonucleoprotein complex; cytosol. Gene Ontology annotation, molecular function: mRNA binding. The record is from RefSeq and is a predicted model, not a curated record. The transcript has 12 exons. The coding region runs from base 145 to 1542 and encodes 465 amino acids. NCBI's taxonomy places the organism in Eukaryota, Metazoa, Chordata, Mammalia, Lagomorpha, Ochotonidae.